Siniperca chuatsi (mandarin fish) is the source of this 7702-nucleotide messenger RNA. It is a transcript of the gene cachd1, whose product is annotated as cache domain containing 1. The record is from RefSeq and is a predicted model, not a curated record. The coding region runs from base 421 to 4359 and encodes 1312 amino acids. Gene Ontology annotation, molecular function: voltage-gated calcium channel activity. Gene Ontology annotation, cellular component: voltage-gated calcium channel complex. The transcript has 27 exons. Lineage: Eukaryota; Metazoa; Chordata; Actinopteri; Centrarchiformes; Sinipercidae.
UCCCAGCAGCAGUUGAAGGCAUCAUGAAACCCUGAUCCAUUGAUCCGGAGAUCCAGGCGCCGGUAGGACUCCUGUGUUUCCACGCCUCCCACUUUCACCCCCAUUGUGGUGAAUCCCCGGCUCACACACACUUUGCCAGACUUCCAGGAGUUGGAGUGACUGACCGAAGACGGAACACCGACAACAUUUAAAAAAGAAAAGAAAAAACAUCUUCUCUCACCCAUGGAUCUAAUUUCUUCUCUUGAGGGAUUUCAAGGGGUUGCAAUGGUUUGCGCUGCUGGAAAUUGUGGAGACUUGUACCGGAGAGAAAGGGCUCACGUACUCUCCGCUGCAAAGUUGUAAAAGUAGUUUCCCUUGAAGUUUUUUUUCCGCCACCAAUUCAGACUCGGUGUUUCUCCAGCCUGUAGACCCACAGCCAUCAUGGCGAGGCGGACAGGGGAGAAACCUCUGGCUGUGACGCCGAAUACGCGCGCUGCUUUCCGGGAUAAACACCUUCGGUUUCACGGGGGCUUGUUGGCUUUUUCGUGGAACUUCGUUUUAAUCUGCUCGGCUCUUUCUUGUGGAUAUUGCGGAGCUGAGACGGACUUUUCCAUCCUGGAAGAAGCGCAAGUUUUGGCCGAGCAGAUGAAAAAGCUGUCCUCGCAGGAGCUGGGAGUCUUUACUAUGCAGAGGAUUUUCAACUCGUUUGUGUACACCGAGAAGACAUCAAACGGAGAGACAGAAGUGCAGCAGUUGGCCAAAAAGAUUCGUGAAAAGUUUAACCGGUACCUGGAUGUGGUGAACAGGAACAAACAGGUGGUGGAGGCCUCGUACACCGCUCACCUCACCUCCCCACUCACUGCGAUACAGGACUGCUGCUCCAUACCUGCAUCAAUGAUGGAGUUUGAUGGAAACUUCAAUACCAACGUCUCCAAGACCAUCUGCUGUGACAGACUUUCCCCCACCGUCAACAGCCGAGCCUUCAACCCUGGACGGGACCUCAACUCAGUGUUGGCAGACAACCUGAAGUCCAACCCGGGGAUAAAGUGGCAGUACUUCAGCUCAGAGGAGGGCAUCUUCACAGUCUUCCCUGCCCACAAGUUCCAAUGCAAGGGAAGUUACGAGCACCGCAGCAGGCCUGUGUAUGUGUCUGCGGUGCGUCCCCAGUCUAAACACAUCGUGGUGAUGGUGGACCACGGAGCGUCUGUGACUGACACCCAGCUUCAGAUCGCCAGGGACUCAGCACUGGUCAUCCUCAACGGCAUAGAUGAACAUGACAAGAUCUCUAUUCUGUCAGUGGCAGAGACGGUUCGCUCCUGUUCUCUGGACCAGUGCUAUAAGAGUCUGCUCUCCCCAGCCACCAGUGAGACCAAGAGGAAGAUGAGCACCUUCAUCUCUAACAUCAAGGCCUCUGAUGGAGCCACACAGCACGCAGCAGGCUUCCAGAAGGCUUUCCAGCUGCUCCGAAACACCAGCAGUCUUUGCAAACAGAGUACCACCACAGACAUGGUGAUCAUCUAUUUGUCGUCUGGUAUCACGUCUCGAGAGUCGUCAGAGCAGGAGAAGAGAGCGACGCUCAGUGUGGUCAGAGAGGAGAACCGACACCUCAACAACUCAGUUAUGAUCCUCACCUACGCUCUCAUGAAUGAGGGAGUAACAGGCCUGAAGGAGCUGGCGUUUUUGAGGGAUCUUGCAGAGCAGAAUUCGGUGAAAUACGGUGUCGACCGAAUGUCCGACCGAGACCGCUCCUUUGUGGUGUCCUCAUCUGGAUCAGCAGGAGCUUCCAUGAUGCCGGUGGUGAAGGGAAGCAUGAUGGUACUAAACCAGCUGAGCAACCUGGAGACAACAGUGGGCCGCUUCUACAUUAACCUGCCCAAUCGCAUGAUCGACCUGGCCCGCUUCAGCCUGCCCUACUCUGACCCAAUGGGAGAUGGGUUUAUUAUGACCGUGAACCGGCCGUGUUAUUUCGGUAACCUGCUCCUGGGCGUGGUUGGGGUGGAUGUGAACUUGGCCUACAUCUUGGAGGAUGUCACCUACUACCAAGACUCACUAGCUUCAUACACAUUCCUCAUUGACAACAAAGGUUACACCCUGAUGCAUCCAUCACUGACACGGCCCUACCUGAUGACUGAGCCUCCCCUGCACACUGACAUUAUCCACUAUGAGAAUAUCCCAGCAUUCCCUGUUGUCCGGCAGAACAUCCUCGGCCUCCCUCUGGGCAGUCAGGUCAUCACUGUGCCAGUCAACUCCUCUCUGUCCUGGCACACCAACCGACUCAGAGACAACAGCAAAGACGCAUACAAUGUCAGCUACGCCUGGAAACUGGUUCAGGACACGUCGUUCAUCCUGUGCAUCGUGUAUGUUCAGCCUGAGAUACCAGUGAAGCAGCUGAAGAACCUGAACACAGCUCCCAGCUCCAAGCUACUGUACCAUCGUUUAGACCUGCUGGGUCAGCCCAGCUCCUGCCUGCACUUCAAACAGCUUGCCACAGUUGAGUCCCCCACAGUGAUGUUGGCAGCUGGUAGUUUCUCCUCUCCCUAUGAGCACCUCAGUCAGCCAGAAACAAAGCGCAUGGUGGAGCACUACACCGCCUACCUGAGUGAUAACACCAGGCUCAUAGCCAACCCAGGCCUCAAGUCCUCUGUCAGGAACGAGGUUAUGGCGACCAGUCACGUCACGGAUGAGUGGAUGACACUAAUGGAAAUGAGUAGCCUCAACUGCUACAUUGUGCGACGUUACAUAGCAACGCCCAGUGGGGUGCUCCGGAUUUACCCAGGAUCACUGAUGGACAAAGCCUUCGACCCGACCCGCAGACAAUGGUACCAGCAUGCUGUGGCUAACCCUGGCCUCAUCACCUUCACGGGACCAUACCUGGAUGUGGGCGGGGCGGGCUAUGUUGUCACCAUCAGCCACACCAUCCAUGCCUCCAGCUCUCAGAUGGCCCCUGGUUAUGCAAUUGCAGUGAUGGGUAUAGACUUCACCUUACGCUACUUCUAUAAGGUCCUGCUGGACCUGCUGCCCAUCUGCAACCAGGACAAGGGCAACAAGAUCAGGUGCUUCAUAAUGGAAGACAGAGGGUACCUGGUUGCUCACCCCACUCUCAUUGACCCCAAAGGUCAUGCCCCUGCAGAACAACAGCACAUCACACACAAGGAGCCGCUAGUGGCUAAUGACAUCCUGAACCAUCCCAACUUUGUCAAGAAAAACCUGUGUAACAGCUUCAGUGACCGCACAGUGCAGCGCUUCUACAAGUUCAACACCAGCAUAAUGGGGGACCUAACCAACCUGGUCCAUGGUAGCCAUUGUUCUAAGUACCGUCUGACCCGAAUCCCCGGCACCAAUGCCUUUGCUGGUAUCGUCAACGAGACGUGUGACUCUCUGGCAUUCUGCGCCUGCAGCACCGUGGACCGACUCUGUCUCAACUGCCACAGAAUGGAACAAAAUGAAUGUGAGUGUCCAUGUGAGUGCCCCCUGGAGGUCAAUGAGUGUACUGGCAACCUCACCAAUGCUGAAAACAGGAACCCAAGCUGUGAGGUGCAUCAAGAGCCAGUCAGUCUGAAUGUGAUUGAUUCCAGUCUGCAUGACACCCUGCCCCAGUGUAUCAACACUCGCUGUAGCCAGAGAUACACCAGCAGUGACUGUUUCGGCGUGUUGGACUGCGAGUGGUGCAUGGUGGACAGUGAUGGUAAGACUCAUCUCGAUAAGCCAUACUGUGCUCUGCAGAAGGAGUGUUUCGGGGGCAUCGUCGGCGCCAAGAGCCCCUAUGCGGAUGGCCUGGGACUCCUAGAUGAGGAGGUGGCAUCUCUGAACAUGAUCAAGAGCGCCCCUGUGGGUCCAGUUGCUGGGGGCAUUAUGGGAUGCAUCAUGGUGUUAGUGCUGGCUGUGUAUGCAUACAGACACCAGAUCCACAGGCGUUCGCACCAGCACAUGUCACCGCUGGCGGCACAGGAAAUGUCAGUGAGAAUGUCCAACCUGGAUAACGAAAGAGAUGAGAGGGAUGAAGACAGCCAUGAGGACAGAGGAAUCAUCAGUAAUACUCGAUUCAUUGCUGCGGUGAUUGAGCGGCACACUCACACUCCUGAGCGGAGACGGAGGUACUGGGGACGAUCUGGGACAGAGAGUGACCAUGGCUACAGCACCAUGAGUCCGCAGGAGGACAGCGAGAAUCCACCCGGAAACAACGACCCGCUCUCGGCCGGUGUCGACGUUGGUAACCACGACGACGACCUCGACCUGGACACGCCUCCUCAGACGGCCGCAUUGCUCAGCCACAAGUUUCACCCCUACCGGCACACGCAUACACACCACCACCCGCUGCACACGCACACGCACCACCUGCAGGCCGCGGUCACCGUGCACAGUGUGGACGCAGAGUGCUGAUCUCCAGCACGGCACUCACCUUCCUGCCAGGGAUGGAACUUUUUUUUUUAUUAAAGACUGUUUUUAUAAACAUUUGUGCUUGAUUAGACAGCACACAGUAAGUGCUGUCAGGAUGGACGGAGGGAGAGAGAAGCCACAGCUGUCACUGGGCCGCUUGGACCUCCGCCAUGAAUGGAUGUUUAGCUUAACAUGGGUAUUAGCUCUCAUUGUGCCAACAUCUCCAUCUCAACGCCCUUUUUAUUUUAUUUUAUUUUUUAACCCCAGUCCAAAAUCUGGCAGGUGUACACAGUUUACACACACUACCAGAAAACUACCAGACCUGGGCCAGUAAAAAUAACCAAAUGGGAUUUUUUGUUUGUUUUCUGAAGGAAUUUGGCAUUCAGGACUCUGUAAGAGCACACAACAACCUUUGGGAGCAAACAAAAACGCUGUUUGAGCCCAUUCAUUGAGGAGAGGACACAACUGGAACCCAAAAGCCUUGGGAGAGAACAAACGUCGUCAUUUCCAUGUUGAAGGCCAGAGCAAACACUUCAUAGGACCAAAGGAUAAUCAAAUUAACAUCUAGAUGCUCAUUGGACCUGUUUUGCAGCAGGGCUCCAUCCUAGCCUCCACACAGGUUGUUUCCCUAUUAAGCCCACUUGGGGUGAGGGGCAGGAGGGGAACAGAGCACUCCUUACAUUUGCGAAAACUUAUCAGAUGAAGAGUAAAAAUACUGUAUUUUCACUGGGAUCAAAUGUGGGAUCCGGCAUUCUUUACUCUCCUUGGUUCUGCAGAUAGACACUCCACAGUUGGUUUUCUCUGAAAGUUGCUGCCUUCAUCCAAAGGAGUAGCUGCUGGCCUUACACAACAUGGUUUGGGAAGAUAUUUUGGACAUUGUCAUCAGUGUCUGUGAACUUCAAAGUACAAAAAAUCUUCAAUGAUUCACGUAAAUAUAGGAAAAAACACUUUAAAGAAGAAAAGAUUAUUUUUCUACUAUUUAUUGAAGAGGUAGAUUUUCUGGACAGAUGAGCAAGCAGCUGCCGCUAACACAAACAAGAAAGUAGUCAGGAUAAGUGAUGCAUACCAACCCACUUCCUGUAAGCAGUGCAUCAAAUUUAGGGCUCAUUAUUUUCAAAAUAAAAAUCUGUGACUGGUUGUGUUUGUUUGAAUUUUACAACACAACAGACUAGGGUGCUUAAUCAGAAGCUCAUUUGGAUUUUCUUUACAUUUUUCUCUUAACUUUCUUUUACCAGAAGCAUAUUUUAGCAUAUAUAAGCUAUCCUCUCCACCAGUAGAUCCCAUUCACUAUAUAGUGUGGUUAACAGUGUCUUCUUCAAGCAGGAAACAUGUUUGGAUGAGCAGGGACAUAAAAUCUGAGCCAGAAUCAGAUCUGGUCCUUUCAAAAAAUUCCUGGUAUAUUUUGGUAAAUAUGUUAAAAAAGAAAAGAAAAAAAAACCCGAAAACGAUGAGCCUUAAUCACAUAAUGUGUCAGCGCAGUUAGGAGGAAGUGGUCUUUGACAUAUAGCACAUUUUUCUUUCUGUAUUCACAGUUCUGAGUCACUGAGGUAUUUGUGUUCUUCUAAGGUAAAACUUGCUGUGCAGAGCAUCCUCAUUCUGGACAUGUCCUCUGUAUCAGGAGGCAGCCUCCUGGGGAUGGAGGAGGGAAGUGAGAAACCAAACCCCCCCACCCACCACCCCCCAAAAAAACACAACUUUUUGCCUCUUAGGCCGAGCUGAUACUGUAUGUAUGCUGGCUGUGUGCUGGAUUUGAUGCAAAACAAGUUGAAUUUCCAGUGAUGCCCAAGAUAUGGAGUCUCCUUCUCAUCAAAGAGAGUGAAAGAGGGAGAGAUGCUGCUGUUGUUGUACAGAGGUAACACCCAUCUGUCGGCUCCUCUGUGGUUAACCACUCAUAAUGUUUUUUCUACACGUCUCUGGUUUAACUGUGUGUGUGUGUGUGUGUGUGAGUGAGUGUGUGAGUGAGUGAGUGAGGAAUGAUUAUCCACCUGGAAUAUUUUAAUUGAAUUAUUGUAUUUUGUUUUUUCAAGAUAGUAGAGAAUUAUAGGUGAAAUUAUGACUGAUAAAUCCACUUAUUUUUAUUCUGAUGAAGAGUCACUUGACCCGAUCUGUGCUUCGUGGGUUUGAUUGUUCAACUGGUCAACUUACGUCAGUGUGGCAUCCAUUUAUUUCUGGGUGCAAAAAUGUUUUCCAGAGAUUCAUUAUGAAGUGUAAAUACAGAAUCACAAAUAGCUAUUAGUGUCCUGUACACUCCAUAUUUUUUUAUGUUGGUAAGACAUGAUGUAUGCUUCAAAUGAUGCUCAGCUAUUCGGGUUGAUAUUUUGAAUUGUCUGUUCAUUGUGUCUCACUAUAUUUUUGAUGCCUUGGAUGUGUUUUUUUAGAUUUAUUUUUCUUUAGGUCCAUAUUGGAUGGAAGUCAGUACAUGCAAAAAUGAAUACACACUUUUACGUUUGAGAGACUUCUAGUUUUAAAAGUUUUAUCAUGUGUCUUCAAAAUGUUAAAGAAAGCUUAUCUCUCCAUGAACUAAUUUAGAUUUGCAAAAAAAAAGGCACUACAGUACAUCAUUUCACUGAGUAAUGACCAAAACAACACCCUUGUAGUGGAUUCAGGGUUUACAGUAGGUUGCUGUAAGCCGUGCUAUGGUUCUGUUGCUACUAAGACUGUCAGCCAUAUUCAUUUACAGCUAUUUUAGUGUGUUUGUCACUUUAGUAGAAUAUUUACAUUUGCACAACCAAUGUGAACCCGUUUAAGUUUUCACCUCUGAUAGAAUAGACAGAAUAAAACAUACUGGUAUCAUCUGAGUACACUUUGAUGCUAGAAAAUCUUCAAAGUACUACUGUUCUCGAACUCAUUGGAUGGUGUAGUGGGUUAAAUAUUCCACUCAAGAUUUGGUUUAUGCCUUCAGACCAUUUAUUGUUGGAAGUUUGAUCUUAUGAACCAGAUUUAUUCAUCUGCAGUCAUUUAUAAUAUAAAUCCAAAAUUGUCCUGUUUUCACCACUUCACAUGGUACAUAAUUUUGGUUCAGUUCACAUCGAAGCAGUCUUGUAGCAUUUCAGGGCAAUCUUUAGAUCAAGUGCAGUCUUGAGAGUAUAUUUCGAUGUGUGUGUGUGUGUGUUAGGGCAAAUUUUAUUCUCCAAGUUGAGUGUAUUGUUAAAACAUUUCUUUCUGAAGAACUUAUGAACAGUAUUUACCAGCUGUUGUAAACAAGUAUAUGUGUGUGUAACACUCUGAAUCGCAUUAAUUAAUGUACUGAAGGAACGUGUACAUCACCCCCCUCAUGUAUCAUAUAAAGUUAUCAACUUGAGAUUUAUUGCAAUGUGAAUGUGAUAAAGUCCAUUUUACACUUAAA